AUGGCUCUACCCGAACCUUAUCGAGUCAAAGGAUUAAUAUUACUUGGAACUACGGUCUUCAGUACGACAGAACAACUAAAACUUAAUCUUCUCAAGUCUCGUGAUACAUGGUGCGAGACAAAAGUUCCUUCCGAUGAAGCUAUGCUUGCUGGAGCAGCAUCAUUCGGUGGUCCUGCGCGUGUAGGCGAAAAAGUCUACGAAAAAAUUAAGCAAAUGUGGAUUAAACGAUAUGCCGAGCCCGAAGGAUAUGAUCCAGCGUUCAACUGUCUUCUUAAUCGCGAUGGAAUCGAUGAUAAAAUCAACGUUCCGACAUUAGUUCUGCAUGGAGCGGAAGAUCCCGUGAUUCCAGCGGAAUAA
This is a messenger RNA of Rotaria sordida, 357 nucleotides long. The record is from the annotation of a GenBank genome assembly. NCBI's taxonomy places the organism in Eukaryota, Metazoa, Rotifera, Eurotatoria, Philodinida, Philodinidae.